Messenger RNA from Schizophyllum commune H4-8, 3485 nucleotides. Its product is annotated as LNS2-domain-containing protein. Lineage: Eukaryota; Fungi; Basidiomycota; Agaricomycetes; Agaricales; Schizophyllaceae. Bases 28 to 3360 code for a protein of 1110 amino acids. Gene Ontology annotation, cellular component: nucleus. The record is from RefSeq and is a predicted model, not a curated record. Gene Ontology annotation, biological process: triglyceride biosynthetic process; fatty acid catabolic process. Gene Ontology annotation, molecular function: phosphatidate phosphatase activity. The transcript is spliced from 8 exons.
CCUGACCCCAACGCCCAUGAGCCAGCGAUGAACUACCUUCGCGGCGCAGUCAGCGCUAUCAGCGCCCCGUAUCAGUACUACAAGGAGCUCCCGCCCCUGAAUCCCUCGACGCUCACCGGGGCAAUCGAUGUCAUUGUCAUACAACGCCCCACCGACAACGGAGACACUGAACUCGUUUGCUCCCCCUUCCACGUACGGUUUGGGAAAUGGCAGGUGCUGCGGCCUGGGGAGAAGAAGGUAACGGUCGCGGUGAACGGACAUGUCAUUCCGUACAACAUGAAGAUCGGUGACGCUGGCGAGGCCUUCUUCGUCUUCGAGACAGAUGACGACGUGCCGAACGACCUUCUUACAAGCCCUAUCCUCGAGCCCACGCGCGCGGAGGACGAGAAAGCGAAAGCGGAGCCAGGACGAUUUGGUGCCAAGGAAGAUCCGGAGGAGAACCAGGAUGUAGACGAUGGACAGGCUCCGCCUCUUAACCAGACAUCACCCGAACCGGAGCCCUUUGACCUGGAUGCCACGGAUGGCACUGCAGAGGCGCGCAAGCCGCCCCCCUCUCUGAAUCUAAAGAGCACACACUUGCCGUUCCCUCACUCCUCGGGGCUCCUGACACCAUCCACGCCAUCGUCUAUGUUCAGGAUGGACGAGGACCAGGACAAGCGCGUCGAUGAGACUUUGAAGAAGUUUGUCCGUCACGAAUCGUCGACGGCGGACGUGCAAUAUAGCCAUCAUAUGGCUCUUGACUCUGAGGGGUACCACGCUGAACAUGGUCGCGAGCGCUCUGAUGAUACUGUGACUGGAGAUGAGCGUGAACCUGGACCUUCAUCGCAGCCCUUCCCGUCGCCACCUGUAACGGAAAAUGGCCGCCCCGGCAUGACGCAUGUGAAGUCCGCUUUUGCCGACCGUGAUGAGUUCGACGUUCCCGAGAGCGAGGCCAGCAACGAUGACGGCCCUAUACCCUUCCCUCGCGCCACUUCCGAGCCGCCGCCCGAUGUGGACGAACCCUCGGAUGGGUAUUACCCUCGCACACCCACCCAGCAACAUCCUCACCCACAGGAAUAUUCAUGGGACUGGGGCGCAUUCCCGCAAGCCUCACCAAUCAAGCCGUCGUUCUCCAGGAGUGGCCGCGUCGAGACCGGAAAGGACUUAGGAAAGCCCAUGACACGAGCGGACUUCAAGGGGAAAGGCCGAAUAUUUCCAGAGGGUGGCCUCGACGCUGUCGACAACCAGAGCUUGAGCGACCGCAGGCUCAUUCGUAGUCGCAGUGUGCCACCCGAUGCAGAUGUACCGCUCAACAGCCAGGCGGAUUCGUCCAUCCCUAGCAUUACUACACAGGAUGCUGAUGACGAGGAAGAUGGCUACGGUUCAGGCGGCAUCCUCCGACCGAGCAAACGACAUCCUUUUGGCUUCGUCGUCCUCAUAGAUGGAAAGCGUGCCACAUUCGAGCUCAGUUUGGUCGAUGACCCUGGUAUAUUCCACGGACUCGACGAGGUGGACGCCGCACGUCGAUUCGAGGAGCAUCGGGUAGACUUCGAGCGCUUCCUUAAUGACCCCAGUGUCGUGCAGGACUCCAAGCUGGUACUGCGCUGGUCUGGUGAUCAGUAUAUCACCCGAGCAGACGGCUCUCCACUUAUGGACGCUCUCGUGCGCUGGCGUGAUCUAGCAGUCGCCCAUCGCCGACCCUCUCGACCCACCUCACCCAUGUCCGACGACGAAGAGGGCGCCAAGUCCGAUAAUGAACAGCCCUCCUCUCUCACCAACACCGCCUCAGAAUCCAAUCCUACCAUCGCGAAGCCGAAGCCCACCUCAACAUCCUGGGUCCAAUGGUGGCGUCGCAGCCAGAGCAAACCCUCUGCGCCACCGAAACAGGGCGACAUGAUCGCUGGUCGCCCCGUUCUGAAGGAGACGGCCUCCGCGCCGGUGGACGACCCAUUGAUACACGAGCAGCAGAAGCUGGCGAAGGACAUACAGGCGACGGACACGGCGCCGGCGCUACCAUCGAGCCCGGUGAACGUGACACCUUCUCCACCGAGCUCGCCUGCAAAUGAGCAGCCACCGAAGCGAUUUGCGAAGACGUUGCGGUUGGGAUCAGAUCAGUUGAAAGCCCUCAACCUGCACUCAGGUGCCAACUCCAUCACCUUCUCACUGUCCACAAGCGGCGCAAUCGCCUGCACUGCGCGGAUCUUUGUGUGGGACUGCACGGACCUGAUUGUCGUGUCCGACAUCGACGGUACAAUCACCAAGUCAGAUGGCUUAGGGCACGUCUUCGCCAUGAUUGGCCGGGACUGGACGCAUAUGGGUGUCGCGAAGCUGUACACCGACAUUGCGCGGAACGGGUACAAGAUCAUGUACUUGACGUCGCGAGCCAUCGGCCAAGCGGAUGCGACGCGCGACUAUCUGAAGGGCAUUCGCCAGAACAACUACGAGCUGCCAGAGGGGCCAGUCAUAAUGAGCCCCGAUCGCUUGCUAGCAUCUUUGCAUAGAGAAGUCAUCAUGCGCAAGCCUGAGGUUUUCAAGAUGGCCUGUUUGCGCGAUAUCCAGCGCCUGUUCGGCGAGGGGCGAAAGCCAUUCUACGCCGGCUUUGGCAACCGGAUAACGGAUGCCUUGUCCUACCGUAGUGUCAACAUCCCGAGCUCGAGGAUAUUCACGAUUGACUCCUCGGGCGAAGUGAAGCUGGAGUUGCUCGAGCUCGCUGGGUACAAGUCCUCAUAUAUACACAUGACGGACCUGGUUGAUCAGAUGUUUCCGCCGAUCCAUCGCAAGUGGGCGCCGGAGUACACCGACUUUAACUACUGGAAGCCACCGAUUGAGGACUUCCCCCUACCAGACCUGUCGCCACCUUCUCCGGCUCUCAGCGCGCGGUCAGACACAUCAACGUUCUCGCGCAUACGCAACUUCAGCCUCGUCAGCUCGCGCUCACCACCGAAGCCCUCGACACCACUACCUGAGGCAGAGCGGGAUGGCUCGCGAUCGAAAGAGCUGCGGCAAAUGUCGUCCUUCGAGCGAUUGAGCUCAACGCUUGGCUUCAGCUCGAGCUCAAGCUCGACGGCGGAUGCUGGGCGCCGAAGUGCGAGCCCAAUGUCGCGCUCUUCGUCUUCGUUGACGUUCGCCGAGUCCGAUGAGGACCUGAGCGAUGGGGAGGAGCGGAAAUACCGACGCGAACGACGGACGAGCAUGCCUGGUUCUCUGGACGGCUUCGAGCUAGACGAAGCCGAUGAGGAGGGUCAGGAAGAGGAAGGAGAUUACGGCGCGGAGUACGAUGAAGAGGGAGAGCACGUACCGCUGACGGAGGAACCGGAAGAGGCUGACCUCGACGACGACCUGCUCGCUGCAGACGAAAUGAAGAACGUUUCUUUCCUGUGAUGAUUGGGACUAUGACUGGGAUGUACACGCACUAAUGACUACAGUACUAGUAUCACUGCCUGCAAUAUCUAUAAUCUGCAUGGUUUCUGUGACGGGUGCUAUCUUCAGCGCCGGCAUGCCAAGCG